Molecule: messenger RNA, 387 nt
Organism: Rotaria sordida
Lineage: Eukaryota; Metazoa; Rotifera; Eurotatoria; Philodinida; Philodinidae
Source: the annotation of a GenBank genome assembly
AUGGCAGUUCUCGAUUUCGCUAGUCGUGUUGCGACAACCAUUGGAGAAACAUAUAUCGCACAUGCUCAAAGUCGGCCAGCUAUUGCUGCCAUUGAGGCGCAAGCUGCUCGUGAUGAACGUCGAGAUAUGAUUAUCUACGAGAUAGUGAUCAAUGGUCAGCGUUAUCCAUCCGAUGGUCGAGGAUUAUGUCUUUGUAAAUGCUGCAAAGGUAAAGAUUGUUAUGCAACAGAAACAAAAGGAAGUUUUGCACUUAUUAAUGGUAAUCGAUGUUAUGAUUCAAAAUAUGCUUGUAUAUCAAUGAAUUGUGCAAAACAAUUUCCAACAAUGUGUUCUUUGCAUUCAAAUGAUGGAAAUAUUCUUGCUGAAUGUCGUCCUAUGAUUUCUUGA